Sugiyamaella lignohabitans is the source of this 1848-nucleotide messenger RNA. RefSeq names its product myo-inositol transporter ITR1 (gene ITR1). NCBI's taxonomy places the organism in Eukaryota, Fungi, Ascomycota, Dipodascomycetes, Dipodascales, Trichomonascaceae. The transcript has a single exon. The record is from RefSeq and is a predicted model, not a curated record. Gene Ontology annotation, cellular component: membrane. Bases 1 to 1848 code for a protein of 615 amino acids. Gene Ontology annotation, biological process: transmembrane transport. Gene Ontology annotation, molecular function: myo-inositol:proton symporter activity.
AUGUCUCUGCUUCCUUCAACACCCAUGAAGGCACCGGGGUCAGCCGAACAUGCUGAAAACGCUGAUGUAGAGAAAUUCCCCACAGAUGAUGCCGGUAGUUUUAUUGGCAAUAUUGUUGAACAUGGCGGCGUGACACACAAUCCAUUACGUGAUAUUGAUCGUAAUCAUUUAUUACGAAAUGUUAACCGUUAUGUUGAUGAGCACGGUUUUCAAGAUGACAGAGAAUACUUCGUCCGAGGUGCUAUUCUAGCACAGACUGGCGAAACUGAGCACCUCUUCGAGGAAGAAGCGAGGUACAUUGAGAGAGAAAAGACUCACAGGUGGGAUCAACCAAAGACUCUGUACUAUCUUUGUAUUCUCGCUUCAAUGUGUGCAAUCGUGCAGGGAAUGGAUGAGAGUAACUCCAACGGAGCGCAAAUAUUUAUGUUCAAAAAACAAUAUUUAAAUCUGGAGACAGGAGCGGGGGUUCCAAAUUCCGAUAGGAAUGCCUGGUUGCAAGGUCUCGUUAUUGGCGCCCCAUACCUUUGUUGUGCUGUUAUUGGUUGUGCUCUCACAGAACCCUUGAACAAUUUACUCGGUAGAAGAGGUGUAAUUUUUGUGUCUUGUCUCAUUGCUGCUAUUGCUUCAAUCUGGGAAGCUUUCACAUAUUCCUGGGUGCAGAUGUUCCUUGCUCGCUUACUUCUAGGUCUCGGAAUUGGUCCAAAGUCAACCACUACUCCUAUUUACUCGGCUGAAUGCGUGCCUGCUCCCAUUAGAGGUGCCCUCGUUAUGAUGUGGCAGAUGUGGACUGCCUUCGGUAUUAUGCUCGGUUACAUUGUGGGUGUCGCAUUUAUGCCAAACGGUUCAACCAUCACCGAGAACAUGGCAUGGAGACUCAUGAUGGGUUCCACAGUGGUUGCACCUGUUUUUGUUUGUCUGCAAGUGUACUUUGUUCCUGAGUCGCCUAGAUGGUACAUCCGGAAGAAUCGUCAUGAUAAGGCUUUCCAGAGCUUACUACGACUUCGUAACACCAAGGUCCAGGCCGCCCGCGAUCUCUACUACAUGCAAAUAAUGAUUGCCAUCAAUGAGGAACUUAACAAGGAACAUAAUGCUUUGUUUGAUAUUUUCGCUGUUGGAAGAAAUCGUAGAGCUCUAUAUGCUUCACAAAUUGUCAUGUUCAUGCAACAAUUUUGUGGUGUCAAUGUUAUUGCUUAUUUUUCUUCAACAAUCUUCCUUCAAGCAGGUUUUUCACAAACUUCUGCUCUGUUAGCAUCUAUGGGUUUUGGUAUCAUUAACUUUUUAUUUGCCAUUCCUGCUAUUUUUACCAUCGAUACCUUCGGUAGAAGAUCGUUAGCUCUGUUCACUUUGCCGUUCCUUGCACUAUUCUUAUUCUUCACCGGAUUCUCUUUUUACAUCCCAUCUACAUCUACUGCCCAUAUUGCCUGUAUCGCCCUGGGUAUUUACUUGUACGGAAUUUUCUAUUCUCCAGGCAUGGGCCCCGUUCCUUUCAGUUAUUCUGCUGAAGCAUUCCCCUUACAUGUCCGUGAUAUUGGUAUGUCCAUGGCUACUAUAACUCUUUGGGGAUUCAAUUUCAUUCUUUCAUUAACAUGGCCUUCCCUUCUAAAGAGACUUGGAGCUCCUGGGGCUUUUGGAUAUUAUGGUGGAUGGAAUAUAGUUGGCUUUUUCUUGGUUUUCUUCUUUGUGCCAGAAACUAAAGCUCUCACUUUGGAGGAAUUAGAUAUCACAUUCAGCGUCCCUACUGAGAGAUUUGUUGCCUAUCAACUGAAGUAUUUGCCUUGGAACAUUAAAAAACAUCUUUUAUUCCAAAAGAAUCUUCCGGAGAAGAAGCCACUUUAUGAACUAUAUUAG